This is a messenger RNA of Moneuplotes crassus, 1361 nucleotides long. The record is from the annotation of a GenBank genome assembly. Lineage: Eukaryota; Ciliophora; Spirotrichea; Euplotida; Euplotidae.
AUGUUUCCAGAUCUGAACUCUGAGCAAAAGUGUUACACAGAUAGAAAUCCAAAUAUGAGGAUAGAACAACUUACAAGAACAAUAAAGUAUCUUGAAAAAGAGAACAAGGAUCUUUCAAUGGAUCUUGAAGAUGUAGAGACUUCUCUCAGCUUGAGUAAAAGCAUGAUUAGUGUUCUCACAGAGCCAAUGGCUACCAGUGAUGACACCAAAAAAUUAACUCAAGUAAUCCAAGAACUCAGUUCUGAAUCAGGACAUCUAAGGGAGCAACUUAAAAACCUAAAGAGAGAGCGAGAUGAGCUCAAAUCGGGCAAUCUCCUCCUUGAACAAGUAAAUAAUGACAAAUAAGUCCAAAGAAGAAGAAACCAUUGCUUUCUUUGAAGCUGAGAACUUCAGAGUAGUAGAAGCUUUAGAGAAGAAAGAAUACACACUUCAGCUACUUGAAUCUAGACUUUAUGAUUGAGAGAAGUUCCUCAGAGAACUGGGCAGAUCUGAUGAAAACAUCAGGGAGAAACUCAAAGGCCUCAAACUAAAUCCUGACGUUAAUAGGAAAUAAGAUAACCAACGUUGUCCUUGAGAAUGACAAUCUCAGCAAGCACAUCAAAGAACUUGUUGAAGAAAAUGAUAAACUUAACCAAAAGAUUAAUGAAUUAGAGGUGAAGAAUAGAAAUCUCAGGAAAACAUUAGAGGUGAGGCCCUCAUUACUUGCAAUGGGCGAUGAGAGCAUAUCUGAUCAAUUUAAAGAUAUGAGCAAGGUUUUUGAGGCAUUAGAUCUUUCAGUUUUUGACAACAGUAAAGCUUCAACAGAUAAAAUCACAAAUAUCAAAAAGCUGAUUCCUAUAAAAGAUACAGAUCCAUUACUAUUUUCUGAAAAGCUGUUGUCAAAUUACAGGAUUUUGGAGCAGAAAUUCUUAACUGUCAACAAAGACCUUGCAGAAUAUAAGAAUAAGUAUAGAAUUUCUGAAGAAAAAUACAAGGUUUUGAAUGACAACUACAAAAGAUUAUCAAAAGAUUACCAAAAAGUAUACAACAACGGACAUGGUCCCUUAGGAAUGUCACCUGCGUCCUCCUGUCCAAAACCAGGUGUUCAAGACUACGCUUUCCUAAAAGAGAAAAACUCCAAAUCCCUUGAACCCAGUCUCUCCCAAAGCAAGAAGAAACCUCUUAACGCUUAUGAAGCUCUCAACUCAAUCAAGUCAAAUCUGGGGAUCAAGAAGGAGAACAAGAUGCCUAAGAUAGGUGAAUUUCAGGAUAUUUCUAGUAUCCUAGUGGCACCUACAGCUUUGGACAACCAGCAGGACUUCUCAUCAGAAGAAGAAGUCGGAGAAAAUAUAUUGGAUGAAGUAGAGGAAGGAGAAGAGUAA